AUGGCUAAUGAGUAUACACCAUUAAUCACCACUGUUACUGUCGGCCCGCCCCGACAAAGAUACCCUCAUCACAUCAUUCGCCGGUUCUGCACCAUCGCUCUAGGUUCAUCUCUCAUUGCCCUUUUCAUUACCUUUAUCAUCACAGUUGUUUUCGCACCUCAGCAUAACACUCAUCACGGAUGGCCUGGUCACCAUAGGAAUCGCGUCACCUACGAGGAGCUCCAAACCAUACUCUUAGAAACUCCAAGUUCAUCUAAGGCUACCGAGUGGAGCAAGUAUUACACAUCCGGCCCACAUCUAGCUGGCAAGAACUUAUCUCAGGCGGAAUGGACACGCGACCGAUGGAACGAAUGGGGAAUUAAGUCUGAUGUCGUAGCGUAUGAGACGUACAUAAAUUACCCGGUUGACCAUCGACUUGCUCUCCUAGAGAAGGCCAAGUCAGAUGCCGUCGAUCCUGAAGCUUGGAAAGUGGCCUUCGAAGCCACUUUAGAAGAAGACGUGCUCGAAGAAGACCCAACAUCGCAGCUGGAGGAGAGCAUCCCAACAUUCCACGGCUAUUCCGCGAGUGGGAAUGUUACUGGAUCAUAUGUUUACGUGAACUACGGUACAUACUGGGACUUCGAAGACCUCGUUAAAGCCAAUGUCAGUCUCGAGGGUAAAAUUGCCGUCGCUCGUUAUGGAGGCAUCUUCCGAGGAUUAAAAGUCAAGCGGGCUCAGGAGCUCGGUAUGAUAGGUGUUGUUAUGUUCACUGAUCCGGGUGACGACGGCGAGACCACCGAGGCAAACGGCUACGACACAUACCCGAACGGUCCUGCGCGGAAUCCUAGCAGUGUUCAACGUGGUAGCGUCCAAUUCCUCAGUGUCGCGCCGGGAGAUCCAACAACUCCCGGCUACCCUUCCAAACCAGGCGUGCCCCGAGCGCCGGUUGAUGGAGCUAUACCAAGCAUUCCGUCCCUGCCGAUAUCUUACUUGGAAGCCUUACCGAUUCUAAAAGCUCUGAACGGAAUUGGCCCUCGAGCUAAAGAUUUCGGUCAGUAUUGGACUAGGAACACCGGUCUUGAUUACAAAGGAGUCCAGUAUAAUAUUGGACCCUCGCCGGAUGAUCUUGUACUCAAUCUAUACAACGAACAGGAAUAUACUAUAACGCCCAUGUGGGAUGUAAUCGGCAUUAUUAACGGUACUAUUCCCGACGAGGUCAUUGUUGUGGGCAACCAUCGUGAUGCUUGGGUGGCUGGUGGCGCUGGUGAUCCCAACAGUGGGUCUGCCGUUUUGAAUGAAGCUAUUCGCAGUUUUGGUAAGGCUCUGGAAAAGGGUUGGAAGCCUCUGCGAACCAUAGUCUUUGCUAGUUGGGAUGGAGAAGAAUAUGGUUUAGUCGGUAGCACUGAGUGGGUAGAAGAGUAUCUUCCGUGGCUAACAGCCGCCAACGUCGCCUACAUCAACAUUGAUGUUGGUGUUCGUGGGCCAAUUUUCUCUGCCUCGGCCGCUCCUCUGCUGCACAAGCUAAUUUAUGAUGUGACCGCUUCGGUACAGUCGCCCAAUCAGACCAUCAAGGGCCAGACCGUACGCGAUCUUUGGGAUGGACGUAUAAGUACAAUGGGAAGCGGUAGCGACUUUACAGCCUUCCAGGACUUUGCCGGAAUCCCCAGCCUUGACAUCGGUUUCGGUGAGGAGAGAAGCGAUUCCCCGAUCUACCACUACCACAGCAAUUACGAUAGCUUCCAUUGGAUGUCCGAGUUUGGCGACCCUGGCUUUGUGUAUCACAGAACGAUGGCGCAGGUCCUAGGCCUCAUCACCGCAAAGAUAGCCGAUUUGCCGCUCCUCUCCCUCAACGCGACGGAUUAUGCCAUUGCGCUGGAAGAGUAUAUCAAGAAGGUUGAGACGAAGCUGACGACUUCCCAAGCGAACCCGUCUACUGAAGAGGAGAUAUUCGAGCUCAGAGCCCGUGCCGCCGGCACUGAAGUCAAAGGCGAUCCAGACGCCCUGAAAAACACACUAGGUCGCUUGUACCAAUCCGUAGAUGCGUUUAAGCAAUCUGCCAUUGAACUUGAUGCCAAGUCGGAAAGAUUGGCCAAAGAGGCGAACGGACAAGUUCCCUGGUGGAAAUGGCUUAGCAAGCUCAAGCUGCUCCAUGAGAUUCGCUCCACAAACACUAAGUACAAGAAGAUCGAGCGCGCCUUCCUAUACCAACUCGGCUUGGACAGUCGGCCCUGGUUCAAGCAUGUUGUUUUCGCACCUGGCCUUUGGACCGGUUAUGCUGGGGCUGUAUUCCCUGGGCUCGACGAGAGUAUCGAUAAGGAAGAUUACGUGAACGCCACGAAGUGGGUUUACAUUAUCGACGACUGCAUUAAGACUGCUACCAAAACGAUUGAAUAA
Daldinia vernicosa is the source of this 2373-nucleotide messenger RNA. Its product is annotated as Zn-dependent exopeptidase. The transcript has 2 exons. Lineage: Eukaryota; Fungi; Ascomycota; Sordariomycetes; Xylariales; Hypoxylaceae. Gene Ontology annotation, molecular function: carboxypeptidase activity. The record is from RefSeq and is a predicted model, not a curated record. Bases 1 to 2373 code for a protein of 790 amino acids.